Molecule: messenger RNA, 590 nt
Organism: Anopheles darlingi
Lineage: Eukaryota; Metazoa; Arthropoda; Insecta; Diptera; Culicidae
Exons: 2
Coding region: 83-307 (74 amino acids)
Source: RefSeq, a predicted model, not a curated record
CCUUGGUGGAGGCCAAUCGGGUUUGUUUUCUUGAAUAUUUCUGCAGCAACAAGAUUUUGAAGAUUUGACUCGCUGUAGCACUAUGAAGCGACAAGCCAAAAAUGCGCUACUGGACCGAAUGCACCGGGGCGUAGUUUACACCUGCAUGGGACUAACCCUUUACGGCAGCUAUAUGCUGGGAGUACGCGUGUACCGGUAUUUUACUGUGAUCAAGCCCGCCAGACAAGCCGAAGAAUUAAGGAUGCUGGAGGCUGGAGCCUCGAAACAAGCGACCAAUCUAGACACCGCGCCAACGCUCACAUCGUAAGGCUGUUCCGGCCCUCCGGAAAAUGCGAUUUUCUUUAAAAAAUACAUUAUGUAAUGCGUAAACGCUUAGAUCGAUCCUUUGUGUAUAAUCGGUGAUAUAAACCGCAGGCAUUGGAUUCUCGAGCACCUGGAACGGUGCCGUAUUCCGGGACGGCUUGACUUCAAUGUUUCUUUCCUUGAUAGCCGCCUUCACGAAUGAGAACAUUUUUCAGCUGUAUAAAAAUGGUUUCCUUCAUUUCACUGUUUAUUCUUCGUUAAAUAUAAUUACUUUUUAUCAAAACACA